Molecule: messenger RNA, 474 nt
Organism: Dibothriocephalus latus
Lineage: Eukaryota; Metazoa; Platyhelminthes; Cestoda; Diphyllobothriidea; Diphyllobothriidae
Source: the annotation of a GenBank genome assembly
AUGGAGGCGUGUGGAGGCACCUACGAGCUGAGUAAUUCGACUAUUCUCGCGCUACGGCUCUCCCUCCUAAUUGGCACCAACCGAUCGUUGAGGCUGGGUUCGAAACCCCAAACUCUCCUGCCCAUUACCUGUCUGGUUAGCCGUGCUGAUUCGGUUAUUUCCGAUGUCCAAGCGGCCUCUGUGAGUACGCUGCCGCCAGUGGUUGCUGCAUGGAAUACCUCCGCCACGCUGUCCUUCUACAGUGACAUACAGUGCCCCGCCGAUCCUGAUGUCCGCCUAUUCCCCCGAUCGCGAACCGUAGUUGGCUUUUCCUUCAAGGCCUCACAGUUUGACAGAGCUCGUCCGAUAAAUGGAAGAAUUCAAAUCUUUGUGGGUUGUGAGACACGUCUCUGCGCACCCUUCGAGACGAACAGUGACUGCGUGCAAUUUUGCCGUCGUUUGCGUCCACUAAAGCGCCUCAACAGUGCAGCGUAG